CCUGCGUGUGCGCGCGUGUGCGCUCGCGUGGCCUCUGAACCUGGGCCGCCUCCAGCCAGUUUGCGGACUGGGUCGAGUCUUGCUUUCGCUUGUGCGUGGCUUCCUCUGCAACUCGAGCCUAACUACCCGCUCUUUGUCGUCAUGCCGGCGGACGUCAGCAAGUGGACCGGGCCCUUGAGCCUGCAGGAAGUGGAGGAGCAGCCCCAGCACCCACUGCGGGUCGCUUACGGCGGGGUGGAGGUGGACGAGCUGGGCAAAGUGCUGACGCCCACCCAGGUUAAGAAUAGACCCACCAGCAUUUCCUGGGAUGGUCUGGAUCCAGGUAAACUCUACACCUUAGUCCUGACGGACCCGGAUGCUCCCAGCAGGCAGUCUCCCAAAUUCAGGGAAUGGCACCAUUUUCUGGUGGUCAACAUGAAGGGCAACGACAUCAGCAGUGGCACAGUCCUCUCUGAUUAUGUGGGCUCCGGGCCUCCCAGUGGCACAGGCCUGCACCGCUACGUGUGGCUGGUCUACGAGCAGGACAAACCGCUGAAGUGUGAUGAGCCCAUCCUCAGCAACCGAUCUGGGGACCACCGCGGCAAGUUCAAGGUGGCAGACUUCCGAAAGAAAUACCAGCUCGGGGCCCCGGUGGCCGGCAUGUGUUACCAGGCUGAGUGGGAUGACUACGUGCCCAAACUGUACGAGCAGCUGUCUGGGAAGUAGGGGAAACUCCACAAGGUUUUAUGGUCCUGGAGAUGCCACUCAGUGUUCUUGAGUUCUGUUCAGUGUUGCAUGUAGUUUUCUCCCUUGUCCCACUCCCUUUGCCCAAGUGAGACCUAGUCUGUCCCAUAGUGCUUUAGGAUGACUUUUCCUGCUGCCUGUCCUUUGGGAUUCUAGACAGUCACACAUCCCAGUUUAUGUUUGGGUCAAAUUUGAACUCUGUUUUGGGGGAUAUUUUGGUACUACGAUGGGAUCAUUGCAUUGUUAAUAAAGGCAGAGCACCCCAAGGUUUAAGGGGAAAAAAAAGACCAAGUAUACAGGCACAAAGCAAAUUAUCAAAGAAUCUGUAAAGGAAGCUAAAAAAGAUGGGUUGUCUCUGCCUUCACGAGUCUUGAGUCCAGACUUGUGCACGAGGCACCUUCUGAGAUGAGUUUUCACAGUGUGGGAAGACCAGAGGCUCCCAUCUUGGGUAAACCAGGACAGGCUGUUACAUUUCUGGUGGCUUAGAUGAUGUCAGGGUCCUGCUCUGGGUCCUUUAAAGGGCGCAGCUGGAAACAGUGGUAGGAGGGAUGGCCUUGCUCUUUUUGAGGCCUGGCCGUCUAGUCUAGCAGUGGGUUGGGGUGACACGUUGUCAGGAUCCUUAAAAUUAGUGUCUGCUAAGUUGGUCCCUUGUCAUUGGUUUAAGAAAAGCUGGGCUAGAGUUGCUUCCUGUUGUGUUAAUUCUGUUGUUUGCUUAUCGUUGAAUAAAAGUGAAAACACUGGACAAUCUU
This is a messenger RNA of Heterocephalus glaber (naked mole-rat), 1472 nucleotides long. RefSeq names its product phosphatidylethanolamine binding protein 1 (gene Pebp1). The record is from RefSeq and is a predicted model, not a curated record. Gene Ontology annotation, biological process: negative regulation of MAPK cascade. NCBI's taxonomy places the organism in Eukaryota, Metazoa, Chordata, Mammalia, Rodentia, Bathyergidae.